AAUUGCAGCAAACACUUCCUUAUUGUGGUCCUCUUAUUGUUAGCGUGUCAGAGGAAAACUUUGGCAUGAGUUAUCGUAAAACCGAUUCUUGCAAAUCACACAUGUAUUAGCAAUCUCUCUAAUGAGAAGCCAUGGAAAAAUCAAACCAAACCAAAGUGGUGCUGCUGGCAUGUGGUUCAUUUAACCCUGUCACCAACAUGCACCUGCGAAUGUUUGAACUGGCUCGGGACCACCUACAGGACACAGGAAACUACCGAGUUAUUAAGGGAAUUAUAUCCCCUGUUGGUGAUGGCUAUAAGAAAAAGGGCUUGAUUGAAGCCUCACAUCGGAUUGAAAUGGCAAAACUUGCUACCGAAAGCUCUGAUUGGGUGACAGUGGGCCCAUGGGAGGGCCAGCAGGCUGAGUGGGUGGAGACUGCCAAAGUAAUCCGGCAUCACUAUGAGGAGCUCCUGGCUGCAGAGAGGAAUAAAGAUGAGGUGGACACUGUGAAGAUUGGCAAGAAGAGGAGGCGGCAUGAAGACAGAGAUGGAUGGGCACACCAUGGGAGGCCAGCUUCUGCUGUAGGUGUGCCCCAGCUGAAGCUGCUGUGUGGCGCGGAUGUCCUGGAGUCCUUCAGCGUACCCAACCUGUGGAAGGCAGAAGACAUCGCCGAGAUCGUGGGCCGCUUCGGCCUGGUGUGCAUCACAAGGGCGGGCAGCGACGCCUGGAAGUUUGUCCACCAGUCAGACACCCUGUGGAGGCACCGCAAGAACAUCCACCUGGUGAAGGAGUGGGUGACCAACGAGAUCUCUGCCACCCACGUGCGCAGGGCCCUCCGGCGUGGCCAGAGCGUCCGGUACUUGCUGCCCGACCCCGUGGUGCAGUACAUCCGGGAGCAAGGCCUGUACACCGCCGAGAGUGAAGAGAAGAACGCCGACGUCGUCCUGGCUCCACUGCAGAAAUAUUCUGAGGGUUGCAACUGAAACGUGACCUUUUCAGCAGCCAAUAAAUGCAAAAAAAAAAAAAGAAAGCCUGAACGAAAAAAAUGAAUGUAGUGUGGUCCUUGCGUGGUAUAUAGGUAGUGGGGAGUGGCAACAGCAAUAAGCCAAUAAGCAUUUUGGUACACUUGUGUGGAAUCACUAUUUAUUUCCGAGACCUUAAUGAUGCACAUAUUUACUUAGGUUUUGGUCAUGUUGUGAAUGCUGGGAGAACAGUUACAAGAUGCCUAGUACUAGUCAGUCAGUCAGCCAUGAUGAAGCAGUGAACAAAUAGAUUAGCUAAUUUUAGCAAGCGGCUGUUUCUUUUUGUACAAACUGCUCUUAUAUAGUCUUUGUAGAGAACGUGUGCUGUGGCUGGAUUUCGAACCAAUAACCUCAGUUAAUGAAACCUAUAUUGCACUCCUUACUUGCAAAUGGUUAAUUUGCUAAAGUUUGGGUGUAAUAAAAUAGUAACAUAUUUUAUUAGCCUGAAAUUGAAGUAACAUUGAUUGAAUGUUUUUUUAAAUGUGAAAUUUUAAAGCCAAUUUUAGAGCAUUUUAGAAAUUGUCCUGUUAUUGAAGUGUGAAAAUGUGUUCGUUCCUAUAGAUACAUUUUUUUAGAGAAAUAAAUAGUUACUUGUGCACU
Molecule: messenger RNA, 1601 nt
Organism: Anguilla anguilla (European eel)
Lineage: Eukaryota; Metazoa; Chordata; Actinopteri; Anguilliformes; Anguillidae
Gene: nmnat1
Product: nicotinamide nucleotide adenylyltransferase 1
Exons: 5
Coding region: 132-962 (276 amino acids)
Biological process (GO): NAD+ biosynthetic process
Molecular function (GO): nicotinamide-nucleotide adenylyltransferase activity; nicotinate-nucleotide adenylyltransferase activity
Source: RefSeq, a predicted model, not a curated record